Molecule: messenger RNA, 4480 nt
Organism: Salpingoeca rosetta
Lineage: Eukaryota; Choanoflagellata; Craspedida; Salpingoecidae
Exons: 22
Coding region: 162-4256 (1364 amino acids)
Source: RefSeq, a predicted model, not a curated record
UGUUUUUCGCCCCUGCCGCUGUUUAUUUUUUUCUUUCUUCUUCCAGCGGCCGCUGCUGCUCCAGCAACAACGACGACUACAGCAAAGCAAAGCAACAACCUUCCAUCAGUGCAGAGCAGGAUCAGUGCCCAAGCGCAUCACAGCGGUGGGCAACACCAGACAUGUCGCUGCUCAUCAAACCGGGCAUGCGCGUGAUGGUGCGCGAUAAGAAGCUUCUCGGCACCGUGCGCUAUGUGGGCCUGGUUGACUUUGCCAAGGGCAAGUGGAUUGGCAUCGAGCUCGAUGAGGCAAAAGGCAAGAACAACGGCACCGUGCAGGGCAAACCCUACUUUGAGUGCGAGAUGCACCACGGCAUGUUUGUGCGGCAGACGCAGGUCGAGCCUGUCAAAGCACCCUCUGGUGCCAAAUCGCCUGCUCCUUCGCCAAGCAAAUCGUCCUCCCCAUCAUCAACAAAGGCCGCAUCCUCCACGUCCAGUGGCACGGGCAGCAGAGCCGCUACCCCGAGCUCGUCUCGUCAAACAUCCCGCACAAAACUGGCAAAGCCCACCCGGUCUACGAAGGACAGCUCCUCUUCUUCAAAAUCCACAACUGAUGAAGCAAAGAAGCAGCAGCAACCGCCGCAACCGCCACAGCAGCAGCAACAGCGACCACAGCCACAAAAGUCGAGGAUUGCAGCACCGUCAAGCACAUCAUCAGAGCCCGGCAAGUCCGCAGCGCCGCGCCCAACAUCAACAUCGUCGUCAUCAGCUUCAGCGGCUGCAAACCACAGCCACGCGCACGCGCGCACAGCUGGUGACGCCCCCGCUGAAACAGAAGCGCCAGCGCCGGCCAAGCAAGCGCACGCGCCCGCCACAGGCCAAGCAGCCACACACGCGCCCGCCAAAGCGACAGCAGCAGCAGCAAGGAGUAACAGUAAACCCCACACAACAUCAGCAGCAGCAGCAGCAGCGACGAAGCGAUCGACGGUGGUGGAGGCGGAGACAGAUCCCAUUCGCGUUCGCGAGCUGGAGAAAUACAAGAAACAAGUGGAGCAGUUGCAGCAGUUCAAAGAGCUGUGGCAGCAGAAGCAGGACAUGCUCGUGUCUGAACUGAACGAGCGCAAGCGCAUCUCGGACGUGGACGUUCAACGACUGGAGUCGGAGGUGGCCAUGCUCAAGGAGACCACGCAGAUUGCUCUGCUCGACAAGCAGGUCGCCGAGGAAAAGAACCGGGACCUGCAAGAAGAGGUGGAGGAGCUUCAAGACAAAGUCGAGGAAUUGACGCUGACGGUUGAGAUCUUGGAGGCGGAGAAGGAGGAAGCAAAGGCCGGGGCAACAGCAGCAGCGCCAGCAGACGCCAAGCAGGGCAACGCUGACGGUGGUGCAGGUGCCAAUGAGGCCAAUGGUGACGGCGGUGAUGAUGAUGGCGAUGAUGAUGCGUUGAACCCGAACCGCACCAACAACACCGCAGCCAUGAAGGCGCUCAAGAACAAGAUUGCACGCCUGACAGUGGCCCUGUACAAGCUUCGCGAGCAGAACCAGACGCUGCAGGAAGAGAACGCGGCGGUGCGGGCAGAGCUGACGGACGCCAUGGCUGACAACACCGCGCUCGGUAAGGCACUCCAAAUGAAGGACGUGGCCUUGGAAAAGGCCAUGCAGGAGUACAAGUCGCAGGUGUCGCGCGCAGACUCACACUUUAGCGCGGAGACGAUGGUCGAGUCGCUGACAGACCAGAACUUGGCCCUUGAGGAGCGGUGUCAGCUGCUGGAGGAGGAGGUGUACGAGCUGCGACAGGAAGUCGGGGUGCUGGAGGAGACACAGACGGCGUUGGAGGAGACGCUCGACGAGACACAGGCCGACAACGACGAGUUCAGAUCAUCUGUCAACAAGCUGAUGCAAGUGCUCAACGCGAUUGUGGACCGGAAUCAGGAGCAGGCCGAGGCCAUCGCAAAAUACAGCGCUGCCCUUAAGGAGAAGGAGGAGAGCCUGCAGAAGACGCAGCAGCAACAGCAACACCAGCAGCAUGCUGCAUCUGCCGCCCCUGUGCAGCCCAAACCCGCUCCUGCAAAACACAAGGCGAGCGAGUCGAAGGCGCACCAGCGGGUGGCGGCGAUUGAGGCCGAACUGCACGCCCUCGAAGAGGAGCAGGCGAAGCAGCACAUCACGUACCUGAAAAUGUUUCUGCCUGAGGACUUUUUCACACACGACUACAAUGGGCUGCAGCUGUUGAUGCUGCUUGAUCGUGUUGUUCGCAAAUCGCACAUCCUCGCCGAGCACGCAACGGCAGAGUUUGCUGUUGGCCAGGACAUUUCGGAAGUGGUGACGGAGGACUCUGAUCUCACCAUUGACCAGUUUGCUUUUGGCGCAGCGCUGGUUGAGUUGUUGACGAUGCUGCGCCUCGACUGCGAGUACAUGUACCAGGCCAUGCACAAGCUGGACGCAGAGACAUUCAAAGCGGUUGGCGACGUCUUCCCACAGCUUGUUGCGCACGAGCCUGCCCUAGAUUCGCUGCUGAAGCGGUUGCGCGGCGACGGCCUUGACCCGUCCAUCCCGCUCGCAGACGUCGAGGCUGCUGCCAAGGCGUUCCGGACGACGAUGACGACGCGAAUUGCCGACGCCGUGCCGCGUGACAGCCGUGAUGCCGCAAACGUUGAGGUGCAGACGGCGAGCGGCGCACUGGAUGUUGUGGAGGCUGAGCUGCUGCGCCUGGACGAAAUCUUCAAGCGGUCGUCGUCCACAGGCAGCAUGGACCCGGCGUUUGGGCCCCUCCUCGCACACAUGCGCGAGAUGAGCAGCCAGUGCAGGGACGCAAAGACCGCCUGCCGCAAGAUCCUGCGGCACCUGCCACCCAAGAUGGCUGACACGACCAUUGCACUCGACGAGGAGCGACAGCAGAUGCUCGCACAGCACGCGCACAACCUCUUCUCUGCUGCCAUUGCCCUCAGCCACGCGUCAAAGGCAUACCACGACCACGUGCACGGCUCCGUGACGCUUCGUGCCCUCGACCUGGACACGGCGAUGCAAAUUGGCGUCAACGCGCGUGUGGACCUGUCCAAGGACGGCACAUUUACGGCCCGCGCGCGGCAGGAGGGUGCAGACGAAAGCAUGGUUCCUGUGCAUGUGCCCAACGUGCUGUAUGAUGCAAUGCAGCUGCUGGUGGACCUCGCUGGCUGCCUGGAGGCGGGCGACUUUGAUGUGCAGGCUGCGGCCAGCCCCGAAACCAAACAGCCGGCUGCGUGGGAGGUGAAUGCGGCUGCCAUGCGCAAGUCUGCAGCAGAGACACUGGCGCUUCCACGAGAGGUGGAGCGCCUCUCCGCUGAACUCGCCGCCCUCAAGAAGGACGUCAAGAUGAAGGACAAGAACCUGAAGGAGAAGGACAUCCUGCUUGUUGCGAGCAAGCGCAACAUUGAGAGCGUGCGCUACCAGUGCGAGCAGCAGGUGCAGGAGAAGGAGGCCAAGAUGGCGGAGGAGCGGGCCGAGUUUGACAAGCUGCGACAUGAUAUGGACGUGCAGCUGCGCGAGUUUGAAGAAACAUACGAAGAGCUGUCGAAAGAGCGCGACGAGCUCCGUAAGCGCCUGUACGCUGCGGAGGGCCCGUCACUCGGCGGCCGCGUCUCCACUGUCGGAUCAGACGUGAGCAGCGCCGAGCUUCGUGCUGCGCAGGUGCGCCUGUUUGUGCUGCAGGAGGAGCUUGCACACCAGCGCCGCCUCACUGCCACCGCCCAGGCCAAGAGCGCACUGGACACGCUGUCCGCGCUGCCAAACAUCUGCCCGCGUCGCCCCGUGCCGCCGCGACUGGCACAGGCUGGCACGGCCAUCAAGGCCGCAAACCAGGUGUGUGGUGACGUGAUGCAGUCGCUGGCUUCGCUGCGCGUUGUCCGCCUGACACCUGCAGAGGAAAAGAAGCAGAAGCAGGAGAAAGCAGCAGGUGCAGAUACAGAAGGCGCCACAGCGGCUUCGCGCGCCGGUGCUGGUGCCGAGCCGAGCAACCCCGGUGCGUCGCUGGCAGUUGCCGCAGGCCAGCUAGAGAGCCUGCGGCUGCGGAGCACGCGUGCGCGCGACGAGCUGUUGCCGCUGCUGUCGGCCGCAACGACGCAGCAGCCGACGCUUGGCGCGUUUGCUGGCGUGGAUCACCUGAAGCGCAUGAAGGAGGCGGCGGAGGGGAAGACACUCGGCACACUCACGCUCCCGUCCAGCGCGCAGAUUGCGGCUGCUCGCAACGGCCGCGUCUUCCUCACACCAGAGACGUUUCACUCGCUGCACGCCGCGCUCGCGUGAUGUGACACAUGAUGUGAUUGUGUUUGUUUGUUUGCGUUGGAUUUUGUCUUGCGUUCUUGUGUUCUUUUCUGCAGUGUGUUGUGCGCGUACGUGUGAACGUACGUGCGUGUGUGCGUACGUGCGUGCGUGUGUGUGUCGUGUGUGUGUCGUGUGUGUGGGUGCCAUCCUUUGCUUGUCGCACCAGUCAGACUAUCCGUUCCAACAACCAAGAAACACGAGAAGAC